Molecule: messenger RNA, 2412 nt
Organism: Notechis scutatus (mainland tiger snake)
Lineage: Eukaryota; Metazoa; Chordata; Lepidosauria; Squamata; Elapidae
Source: RefSeq, a predicted model, not a curated record
AUUGAAGAUGGUUGCUUUGAUAUUUUAGAGCCCAGCCUGGACGAUCAUCUGCACGGGAAGAAACACCAGCGGUUGGAAAACCUUCGUAGCGUCCGCCAGUCUCAGGAACUCCGCAGUAUUUUUGUCAGUGGGUUCCAGAAAGGGACGACAGCCACGGAGCUGAGCACCUAUUUUGAAACUUACGGGAAGGUGAUCAAUGUCGUGAUGGACAAAGAUAAGGGGGUCUAUGCAAUUGUGGAACUGCAGGACGAGGAGAUACUCCAGAAAGUAUUAGCAGAGCCACAACAUAGUCUAGGAGGGCAGAAAUUACGCGUCAAGCCACGUGAGAAGAAGGAUUUCAGAUACACCCCGCCAAAGAAACAAGGGUCAGCUAGGCGGGAGCAGAUGAGCCCAGAGAAAUUGACGCAAAGUAUCUGCCAAGUAGAUGAUGUUGAUGCCCAGAUGGCUUUAAUAGUGCAACUGUUUGAAUUUUCCGAGAGCGAACAGCGUCUUCGAGACUUGCUCGUCAAGCUGUUCCAGGAGGUGUUUUCUGAAUUCUUCCCAGAAUCGGUCAUUCUUCCCUUUGGGUCUUCCGUGAAUGGCUUCAGCGUCUCUGGAUGUGAUCUGGAUUUGUUCCUGGAUUUGGAGAAGACGAAAAAUUUCCAGGCUUCUGCCAAGGCAACCGAUAAGCCACCGGCAGGGGAACAAGAAGCCAUGGAAGUGGAAUCUCGCUCUGAAGAUUCGAUCUUGUCCGAUAUCGACCUGGUCACAGCCACCGUGCCUGAAAUCCUCGACCUGGUGGCCACCGUGCUGCAGAAGUGCGUGCCAGGCGUCCACCACGUACAGGUGGUCUCCACCGCCCGCCGGCCCGUUGUCAAGUUUUGCCACAAAGAGUCCAGCUUAAGGGGGGACAUCUCCAUAAACAACAAGCUGGCCCUGUGCAACACACGCUUCCUGCAGUUUUGCACAGAAGCGGAUGAACGUGUGAGGCCUUUGGUGUACGCAGUGCGCUACUGGGCGAAGCAGCAAGGUUUGGCAGGAAAUCUUUUUGGUGGCGGCCCCCUCCUCAACAACUAUGCCCUGACAUUGCUGGUGUUCUUCUUUCUACAGACGCGCAGCCCCUCCGUCUUACCGACGGUUGCCCGGUUGAAGGAUCUCACAGAUGAUGGAGAACUGACUGUGGUGGACAGUUGGGACUGCACUUUUCCUAAGGAUCCGGCUUCGUUGCAACCCAGCGGGAACCCAGAAAGUUGUUGCUGCCUUCUGGCUGAAUUUUUCCGCGUCUUCGAAUGCUACAAUUUCGCUGGCGGGGUCAUCUCCCUCCGUGAGGGCCGGUCCCUUCCUCUCUCCGAUUUCCUGUUAUCCGACGCGGGUCAGAAAUUCAAGGCGGGCCCCAUCAACCUCCAGGAUCCUUUUGAGCUGAGCCACAACGUGGCGGCCAACGUCAACGAAAAAACGGCUCUGCGUCUCCAGCGGAGCUGCCAGGACGCCGCCAAAUAUUGCCGCAGCUUGCAAUACCAACGUAAAUCCAGCAAGGGGAAAACCUGGGGACUGGUUCGUCUCUUCCAGCCCGGCAGCCCGCAAACAGCGGAACGGCUGGUCAUCUUCCUCCCCUUAACGCCGGCCGCACCAUCUCUGGGGUCCCACCCAGAGUUACACCCGAGCAGGGAUUGGCCCCAGCUCUCGUUCCAGAGAACGUGCGCAGGCAUUGCGUUUGUCCUGCAGCACGUGUUGAAGUGCGGCUGCUCGGAGAAACCGCAGGGAUUCGGCGGCGAUUGGGAAUCCCUCGGCAGCGAUCCAGAGGAGGAGCCGCUGGAAACGAAAACCGAACAAUUGUCGGUGGGUUCCAAGCGAUCCCUGGGCGUAGAAGAUGCCACGUUGGGUUCUCCACCCGCAAAGAGGUCACGGUCGGAGUUUUCCCUCACCGACGUGGAAAGUGUGGCUUGGGGCUGUACCGUUUGGCACCGUGUCUGGUUAGGAAGACGCCGUGUCCGGCGACAAUUCAGCGCGGAAGCGGAUCCCAAAACAUCCACUGAUCCCUUAGAGCUGGAAGGCAAAGUAUCGGAGGCGAUUUCCCAACAGGAGGGGGAAACCAGGCCCGUAGAUCCCCUGUUUGGAUUCACCGUUUGUGCCAGUAUCAGAGAGGGGGGUUCUGGGGAGGACGACCCACAAGUCAGCCUAAAUUUCAUCCCCAACCCUGAAGAGGAAGCAGUUUUCCAAGAUUUUUUUCAUUUCCUACAAGGUUUUCUACCCCGAAUGGUCGAGCAGUACCUGAUCACCAAGCCUUCAGACCUACCUACCUCAGAGGACAAAUCUCUAGAGGAUGGCAUUUGAAAUUUCUUAAGACCCUGGCAGAAUUCUGUAUUUUAGGUAAUGUUUUCCAUUCUGGCUGUUGGCAAAAAUAAAAGGAAUGGGGAGAAACAUGGAAACCUG